AUGGAAAAAAAAAUAAGAACUUCUACAUCUUCCUCAACUAGUAGUGGGGCAACAUCAACUACCACUAUUGCUUCUUCCUCUCACCAAACAUCAUCAGGAAUAUAUUAUUACACAACUGGGAGUAGGAAAGUUAAUGUUCAUAAACCACCAUAUACGGAAGAAUGGUCUAGAUGUUUUCAACAUGGUAAGAUACAAUUAAAAAUCCUUAGACAACAUGCUUUGGAAGGAGACUUAAGAUCCAGUAAAAUGAGAUCAAUCUACUGGAGGUUAUUUUUAAGAAUACUUCCUUUAAAUAAAGAUGAAUGGUUACCUAUUGUGGAGAGAUAUAGAUGUGAAUAUGAAGAAAUUAAAAUAAAACAUUCAAGGAAUCCUCAAGAUUUUAAUGAAGGUGAUCCUCAAUCAAAUAAUCCUCUUUCUCUUCAAGAAAAUUGUCCCUGGAGAGAAUUUUUUUAUAAUUGUGAAUUAAAAGAACAAAUAAAGAAGGAUGUUGAUAGAUCAUUUCCUGAGGUACCAUUUUUUAAGAAUCCUGAUACACGACAAAUAAUGAUUGAUGUUUUAUUUAUUUAUGCUAAAGAACAUCCUCAUAUUGAGUAUAAACAGGGAAUGCAUGAAAUAUUAGGACCUUUAUUAUUUGUUUUAAAUUAUGAUCAAGAAAAUUUUAUUACACUUAAAGAGGCUAAUGUUAUUAAUACAUUAAAUGAAAAUGAUAAAAGAUUAUUAGGUUAUUUAAAUGAUCCACAUUUUAGGGAACAUGAUGUUUAUCAGAUGUUUGUUGGGGUUAUGAUAUUAAUUGAAAGUUGGUAUAUUUAUGGUGAUGAAAAUCUUUCAAAAAGUGAUGAUGAAAAUAGUAGUAGUGAUAUUAGUAAUGAUGGUAAGUGUAUGUAUAAUAAUAUUGAUAAUUUAAAUGACCUGAAAAGAAAAAGAAAAUUAAGUAUUAGUACAUAUCAAAGUAAUUUAUUUAAACAGUCUUUUGAUAGCAAUACCUCAAAAUCUUUUAUCAUAGAUAAAUUAAAAGAGAUAAUGGAAAUUUUUUUGAAAGAAUAUGAUAAUGUUCUAUAUAAUCAUUUAAAAAAUUUAAAUAUCCCCCCACAAGUUUAUGGGAUAAGAUGGUUAAGACUAUUAUUUGGAAGAGAAUUUCCUUUUCCUGAUCUUUUAUAUAUAUGGGAUGUCAUUUUAUCUGAUGAUGAUCCAUUAAUAAUGGUUGACUUUAUCUUUUUAUCACUAUUAUUACAAAUAAGAGAACAAUUAAUAUCUAGUGAUUAUAGUUGUUGUAUACAAUAUUUAAUGAGAUAUCCACCUAUAAUUGAUGUUGUGAAUUUUGUUAAAUUUUCUCUUCAUAUCAGAUCCCCUAAAAAAUAUACUAUGCCUAAAAUGAGUGGACCAAUGAAUUUUUCCAAUAUUACUUUAUCAGGACAAAUUCAUCCAAAUGCUGAUAAGAAAAAGUACAUAUCAAUUUUUAAUGACAAUAAAGAAACAAAAAAAGUUAUCAAAGAUAAAGAGAUUGAUAAUAUAAGUAUUUUUUCACAAGCCUCAUCAAAUGACAAUUAUGAUGAAAGUAAUCACCAUAGAAAUAGUAGUAUAGAAAAUAUAAAAAAUUCUCCUGAAUAUGAAAUGACGUCAAUGAAUAGGAGGCAUACAUUUACUAAUGGGACAAGAAAUUCUAAAUUAUCAAUAACAGAACAACAAGAGUAUGAUGCAAUGAAAAAACAAAUAGAUUCCCUUCAACAGGCAACUAUAAAUUCUGAGACAAAACAAUUUGAAGCAUCACAAAGAUUAUAUGAAAUUAUGAGUGGUAUCAAACAAUUAAGUAUUGAGAAGGAUAUUAAAAAACAGUUGAUAAAAAGUAUUGGUGAAGUUGCUGCGAGAUUAACUUAUUCUUCUAUAAAUGAAGCAUCCAUUAGAAAUGUUACAAUGCCGACUGAUACAUCUCCAACCAGGGAAGGUGUUGAGGUUGCAAUUGAAGCAAAAUCUCCUGAGAAUGUAUAA
Messenger RNA from Strongyloides ratti, 1986 nucleotides. RefSeq names its product TBC1 domain family member 5. The record is from RefSeq and is a predicted model, not a curated record. NCBI's taxonomy places the organism in Eukaryota, Metazoa, Nematoda, Chromadorea, Rhabditida, Strongyloididae. The transcript has 3 exons. Gene Ontology annotation, biological process: activation of GTPase activity. Gene Ontology annotation, molecular function: GTPase activator activity. Bases 1 to 1986 code for a protein of 661 amino acids.